Molecule: messenger RNA, 1705 nt
Organism: Glycine soja
Lineage: Eukaryota; Viridiplantae; Streptophyta; Magnoliopsida; Fabales; Fabaceae
Product: 7-dehydrocholesterol reductase
Exons: 12
Coding region: 130-1428 (432 amino acids)
Biological process (GO): sterol biosynthetic process; brassinosteroid biosynthetic process
Cellular component (GO): endoplasmic reticulum membrane
Molecular function (GO): oxidoreductase activity, acting on the CH-CH group of donors, NAD or NADP as acceptor
Source: RefSeq, a predicted model, not a curated record
GAAGUGGAAGUGUGGGGGAGGGGGCAGAGACUGAUAUAUGGUAUGGUCGUCUCUGAGUCUGAAGAUCUGAGUUAAUUGCAUUUGCAGAGAGAGAGAGAGAGAGAGAGGGAAGACGGUUGUGGGGAUUCGAUGGGGGCCACCGUUCACUCGCCGCUAGUCACUUAUGCUUCCGUCAUAUCUCUGCUUACACUCUGUCCUCCGUUUGUCGUACUUCUAUGGUACACCAUGACUCUUGCUGACGGAUCUGUUUCCGAGACAUUCCAUUAUUUAAGGCAGAAUGGGUUGCAGGGUUUGCUACAUAUAUGGCCCACCCCCACUCCCACCGCCUGCAAAAUCAUUGCAGUCUAUGCUGCAUUUGAGGCAGCACUUCAGCUUCUUCUUCCCGGGAAAACCGUUUACGGCCCUAUUUCUCCAACCGGCCACCGACCUGUCUACAAGGCAAAUGGCCUGCAAGCCUAUUUUGUCACCUUGAUUACUUAUUUUGCUCUCUGGUGGUUUGGGAUAUUCAACCCUACGAUUGUUUAUCAUCAUUUGGGAGAAAUUUAUUCAGCUCUCAUCUUCGGCAGCUUUCUCUUCUGUGUUUUCUUGUACAUCAAGGGUCAUUUGGCACCGUCUUCUACAGAUUCUGGCUCAUCUGGAAACUUAAUCAUUGAUUUUUACUGGGGGAUGGAACUUUAUCCACGCAUUGGAAAACAUUUUGACAUAAAAGUCUUCACAAACUGCAGAUUUGGAAUGAUGUCAUGGGCUGUUCUUGCACUGACCUACUGCAUAAAGCAGUAUGAAGAAAAUGGAAAAGUAGCGGACUCAAUGCUUGUAAAUACUGCAUUAAUGCUGGUAUAUGUUACCAAGUUUUUCUGGUGGGAAGCUGGAUAUUGGAGCACAAUGGAUAUUGCACAUGAUCGAGCUGGAUUUUAUAUUUGCUGGGGUUGCUUGGUGUGGGUUCCAUCUGUUUAUACGUCUCCUGGAAUGUACCUUGUCAACCAUCCUGUAAAUCUUGGCAUCAAGCUAGCGCUCUCAAUUUUAGUAGCUGGCAUUCUUUGCAUAUACAUCAACUAUGAUUGUGACAGGCAAAGGCAAGAAUUUCGUAGGACAAAUGGAAAAGGCACAGUCUGGGGAAAAGCUCCUUCAAAGAUAGAGGCCACAUAUACUACUACUUCUGGGGAAACUAAAAGAAGCCUUCUUUUAACCUCUGGAUGGUGGGGAUUAUCUCGUCACUUUCAUUAUGUCCCUGAAAUACUGGCAGCUUUCUUCUGGACAGUCCCAGCUCUUUUCGAACAUUUUUUGCCUUACUUCUACGUGAUAUUUCUUACCAUCCUUCUCUUUGAUCGAGCAAAACGAGAUGAUGAUCGUUGCAGAUCCAAGUAUGGCAAGUACUGGAAACUAUAUUGCGACAAGGUACCUUACAGAAUCAUUCCAGGAAUAUACUGAAGAAUGAUUAUCGAAAACGGCUUAUCUGGAGUCCCCCAACUUAAAAUUAAAAACCAAGGACGCCAUCUGUAGCUUUAUAUUGUUUGGUGCCUCCUUAAGACACGUGGUAGAUUAGACUUUCGCUGAGAGCUAAUUAUUGAAUUAUUGAACCGGAUUUUUUAAGCUAAUGUCGAGACUUGAUUUCGGCUCCAGCUGUGUUAAUCUCUUUAUCUAUGACUUGUGAGAAAGGUGCAUGGUUUACGGGCUGGUGUUACAAUUUGAAGUUUUAUUCUGUUCC